This is a messenger RNA of Phyllostomus hastatus (greater spear-nosed bat), 6703 nucleotides long. It is a transcript of the gene ABCA6, whose product is annotated as ATP binding cassette subfamily A member 6. Gene Ontology annotation, cellular component: intracellular membrane-bounded organelle; membrane. Lineage: Eukaryota; Metazoa; Chordata; Mammalia; Chiroptera; Phyllostomidae. The coding region runs from base 214 to 5064 and encodes 1616 amino acids. The record is from RefSeq and is a predicted model, not a curated record. Gene Ontology annotation, molecular function: ABC-type transporter activity; lipid carrier activity; ATP hydrolysis activity. The transcript is spliced from 40 exons. Gene Ontology annotation, biological process: lipid transport; transmembrane transport.
GAACUGUUGGGAGUAGACACCCAUUUAAAGAAUAAAUGAAGAGGAGACAGUAAAGAAAUUUCAAUCUCUGCCUUAGACAAAAUAAAAAAAAAAAAAGAACAGUGCUUUGAAAGUGUUUCCAGAGUACUUUUUCUGAUUUUUCUGACAAAACUUACUCUGUAGUUUGUUUCCUCAGUUAUUAAAGGACUUCUGAAUUCAGAAAAUUGAGGCUACAUGCAUAGGAAACAGAAAAGCGUGUGUCAACAAACUCAAGCCCUUCUGUACAAAAAUCUUCUUAAGAAAUGGAGGAAGAAAAGAGACAGCUUAUUGGAAUGGGGGCUCCCAAUGCUUCUAGGACUAUAUAUGAGCUUAUUUGCAUAUUUUAAAGAAAGUACCCAGUUUCCUGAAAAGCCUCCUGAGGAGCUGGGAAGGAUAGAUAAAUUUAAUGACACUUACACACUUGUGUAUAUGCCAGUCUCCAAUAGAACCGAGCAGAUAAUGAAUAAAACGGCCUCUAUAUUUAAAGGAGCUACAAUCAUUGGGGUAUCGAAUCAAAGUUCUAUGGAUAAAAUACUUCUAGACAAUAUCCUAGACGGAGCGGGAAUCAUCUUUAGUGAUACUUUAUUUUAUAAGUUGAAAUUUUUUCAGGGACAUGGCAUUCCAUUUUUGAAGGAAGACCAUUUCUCAGCUCAUUGCUGGAAGUCGAGUCACCACUCAACAUGUACCUUGGCCAAAUACUUGUAUACGGGAUUUGUGGCUUUACAAACUGCAAUUAAUGCUGCUAUUAUAGAAAUCAUGACAAAUCACUCUGUGAUGGAAGAGUUGAUGUCAGUUACUGUUACAAAUAUGAAGACAUUACCUUUUAUUGCUAAAGACGUCCUUCAAAAUGAGAUGUUUAUUUUCUACUGCUUGCUUUACUUCUCCUCAUUUACAUAUUUUGCAUCACUCAGUGUUACAAAAGAGAGAAAAAAGAGUAAGGAUUUGAUGACAAUGAUGGGUCUCCAAGAUUCAGCAUUCUGGUUCUCCUGGAGUUUAAUCUAUGCUGGCUUCAUCUUCAUUAUUUCCAUAAUCAUUGCCAUUAUCAUAACUUCUACCAAAAUUAUAGUCAUGACAGGCUUCAUGGUCAUAUUUACACUCUUUUUCUUAUAUGGCUUAUCCUUGAUCGCUCUAGCCUUCCUGAUAAGUGUGCUCCUCAACAAAACCGUCCUCACAAGUCUGGUUGUGUUUUUCUUCACUCUCUUUUGGGGCAGUGUGGGACUCUCUGUGCUUUAUAAACAUCUUCCUUCAUCUUUGGAGUGGAUUUUGAGUAUUUUUAGCCCUUUUGCCUUCACUACUGGAAUGACCCAGAUUAUCAACCUGGAUUAUAGUAUGAAUGGUGUAACUUUUCCUGACCCAUCAGGAGACUCAUAUUUAAUGAUAGCAACUUUUUUCAUAUUGGCUUUUGAUGCCUUUUUGUACUUUGUAUUGGCAUUAUACUUUGACAAAAUCUUCCCAUAUGGAAGUGACCACCGUUAUUCUCCAUUAUUUUUCCUGAGCUCAUCCUCUUGCUUCCAAUACCAAAGGACUGAUAACAUCAUUGAGAAAGAAAUUGAUCCCGAGUAUCCCUCUGAUGAUUAUUUUGAACCAAUAGCUCCAGAAUUCCAUGGAAAAGAGGCCAUCAGAAUCAUAAAUGUCAGAAAAGAAUAUAAAGAAAAGUCUGGAAAAGUGGAAGUAUUGAAAGACUUGCUCUUUGAUGUAUAUGAAGGUCAAAUCACAGCAAUUCUGGGUCACAGUGGAGCUGGCAAGUCUUCAUUACUAAACAUCCUUAAUGGGUUGUCUGUUCCAACAGAAGGAUCAGUUACCAUCUACAACAAAAAUCUCUCUGAAAUGCAAGACUUGGAGGAAAUCAGAAAGAUAAUUGGCUUUUGUCCUCAAUUCAAUGUUCACUUUGACAUACUUACUGUGAAGGAAAACCUCAGGCUGUUUGCCAAGAUUAAAGGGAUUCACCCACAGGAAGUGGAUCAAGAGGUACAAAGAAUUUUAUCGGAGCUGAACAUGCAAAACAUUCAGGAUCACCCUGCUGAACAUUUAAGUGAAGGACAGAAAAGAAAGCUGACCUUCGGAAUUGCCAUUUUAGGAGAUCCUCAAGUUUUGCUAUUAGAUGAACCAACAGCUGGCUUGGAUCCCUUUGCAAGGUAUCGAGUUUGGAGCUUCCUCAAGGAACGCAAAGCAGGCCGUGUGAUCCUCCUGAGUACCAACCUCGUAGAUGAGGCUGACAUCCUGGCUGAUAGAAAAGUAAUCAUGUCCAAUGGGAGACUGAAGUGUGCAGGCUCUUCUAUCUUUUUGAAGAAAAGAUGGGGUCUUGGAUAUCACUUAAGUUUGUACAGAAAUGAAAUAUGUGAUCCAGAAAAAAUAACAUCCAUCAUUAAUCAUCACAUCCCUGGUGCUAAAUUAAAAACAGAAAGCAAAGAGAAUCUUGUGUAUACUUUGCCUAUGGAAAGGGCAAAUAAAUUUCCAGACCUUUUCAGUGAUCUUGAUGAGGGUUCUGGCCAAGGUGUGAUGAGUUAUGAUAUUUCCAUAUCAACUCUGAAUGAAGUCUUCAUGAAAGUGGAAGAAAUAUCAACUACUGAACAAGAGAUGAGCAGAGACGCAGAAAGCCUAUAUGAAAUGGAGCCGACUUACUCUUCUCGCCCUGAAAUUCAGAAGACUGUGGGUGACAUGGAACUCUGGAGAAGGCAGGUCUGUGCAAUGGCGCGGCUCCGUUUCUUGAAGUUAAAACAUGAAAGGAAAGGACUUUUGACUCUGCUAUUGGUACUUGGAAUUUCACUGUACCCUAUGCUUGUGGAAGUGAUAUUUGAAGGUGUAUUAGUUCACAAGAAUGAUUGGGAAUUUAAACCUGAAUUGUAUUUCCUCUCUCCUGGACAACUCCCCCAAGAUCCUCUUACCAGCCUAUUGAUCAUCAAUAACACAGAAUCAAACAUCGAAGAUUUUAUUCAGUCACUGAAGCAUCAGAAUAUACUUUUGGAAAUUGAUGACUUUAAGAACAGGAAUAGCACUGAGGAGUUGUCGUACAAUGGAGCUAUUGUAGUUUCUGGUAAACAAAAGGAUUAUAGAUUUUCAGCUUUAUGCAAUACCAAGAGACGUCACUGUUUUCCUAUUCUUAUGAGUAUUAUCAGCAACGGGCUGCUUCGCAUGUUUAACCAUACGCAACAGAUUCGAACUGCCAGAGGCCCAUAUCCCUUUAGUUUCGUAGUGACCUACACUGGGCUGCCAGAAGCCUCCUUCUUCUUAUUUUCCUUCGUGAGCUGUAUCUCCCCUUACUUGGCCAUGAGCAGCGUCGGCGAUUACAAAAAGAGAGCUAAGGCCCAGCUUUGGGUUUCAGGCCUCUAUCCUUCUGCCUACUGGUGUGGACAGGCCCUGGUGGAUACCAGCAUCUUCGUUUUUAUUCUUCUUGUAAUGUAUGUAAUUUUUUACACAACAUACCUAGCACAAGUUUUUUUUGACACUCGAAUUGUGUUCGGUUUGGUUACAAUUACAUUUGGUUAUGCGGCUUCUCUCAUCUUGUUCACAUAUGUGAUAUCAUUUAUUUUUGGCAAGCGGAGAAAAAACAGUGGCUUUUGGUCAUUUUGCUUCUAUAUUAGCUCAAUCACCAUGCUAGAAAUCCUUCUGUUCAGAGACUUAUACUUACCCGGUACAGUCUGGGGUAUGAUAUUUAUUCCCCAAUUCGUUUUGGAUGGAUUUAUAGCUUUUGUGAUAGAGAGAAUCUUUGCUCAACAAGGAAAUGGAGACCAACAUUACAUUCUGAGUGGAACUGAUUUACUAAUAUGCCUAAUACCUUACUUUCAGGUUUUGCUAUUCAUUUUUGUUCUAAGACGACUUGAAAUAAAGUAUGGGCAGAAAACAAUGCGAAGGGAUCCUGUUUUCAGAAUUUCCCCCCAGAGAAGAGAGGCCCAACCAUAUGCAGAGGAACCUGACGAUGAAGAUGAAGAUGUUCAAGCAGAAAGAAGAAGGACAGCGGCCGCCCUGACCACUUCAGACUUAGAGGAGAAACCCGUCAUAAUCGCCAGCUGUCUGCACAAAAAAUAUGCAGGCCAGAAGAAAAACUGCUUUUCUAAGAGGAAGAAGAAAGUAGCAACAAGAAAUAUCUCCUUCUGUGUUAAAAAAGGUGAAAUAUUGGGGUUGCUAGGACCCAAUGGUGCUGGCAAAAGCUCGUCUGUUAGAAUGGUGUCUGGGGUCACGGACCCAACAGCUGGCAAGGUGGAACUGAGAGGAUAUAGUUCAGUUGGGAGGCAUCAAGGAGAUGGCACGGUCAAGUUCCUGGGGUACUGCCCUCAGGAUGAUGUGCUAUGGCCCAACCUGACCAUGAGGCAACACCUGGAGGUGUUCGCUGUGGUGAAAGGGCUCAGGAAGGUGGAUGCCGCAGUCGCCAUCACAAGAUUGGUGGGUACAUUCAAAAUGCACAAACUGCUGAAUGUCCCAGUGCAGAAGUUAACAGCAGGAGCCACUAGAAAGUUGGGUUUUGUGCUGAGCAUCCUAGGAAAUUCUCCUAUCCUGCUUCUGGAUGAACCAUGUACAGGCAUGGAUCCUACAGGACAGCAGCAAAUGUGGCAGAUGAUCCAGGCAGCCAUUAAGAACACAGAGAAGGGAGCCCUCCUGACCACUCAUUACCUGGCUGAGGCCGAGGCCAUUUGUGACCGCAUCGCCAUCAUGGUGUCCGGAAGGUUGAGAUGCAUUGGCUCCAUCCAAUACCUGAAAAGCAAACUUUGCAAGGAUUACAUUCUAGAACUAAAAGUGAAGGAAAUUUCUCAAGAGGCUUUGGUCCACACUGAGAUUCUGAAGCUUUUCCCACAGGCGGCUCGGCAGGAAAGGUAUCCCACCUUCUUGACCUAUAAACUGCCCAUGGUGAAUGUUCACCCUCUGUCUCAGGCCUUUCACAAAUUAGAAGCAGUGAAACAUAAUUUUAACCUGGAAGAAUACAGCCUGUCUCAGUGCACACUGGAAAAGGCAAUUUUAGAGCUUUUUGAGGAGCAGGGUGUGGGCGAUUGUGAUGAAGAGGUGGACACAACCAUGCGGUGGAAACUCCUCUCUCAUUCAGACAACCUGUAAAACUUGAAGCCGGGUCAUUCCUUGUUGAUGCCCUAUAAUCUUAUGUUUAUGUAAAAAUUUGCAAUUUGUAUAAUUUUAGAAGUUGUUAACAUUGAUAUUAGGUGUGUUUUGUAUGUUUGGUUAAUAAACAAAUACAUUUUAAAAUUAUUCUUCCUUUCAAACUUAGGGAUGGUAGAAAAUCUGUGAUAAAAGCCACAAAAAGUGUGAAUGAGGUUCUCUGAAGAGCCAGGCACUGGGUGUGAGGAAAUAAAACCACAAACUUGGAAUUUUGUGAAGCAUGACUCUUUUGAAAUAAUGAUGUUUACUACAACUCUUGUUGAAAUAUGUGAGGGAUGUAGUCAAUAGCCAGAGGUGCUGUGAUUGCUACACGCCAGAUUGUGAUAAUACCAAGUUUCUGAGUUUGUUUUUAAUACCCAAAUAUAACCCAAGAGCCUUUCUCUGAAACCUUUUCAGAAAAAAAAAACCUUUGUUUGGAAGUUCACAGAGUCAAGAGACCCUUAGCUCCUAAAUGAACAAGCCUCUGCAUUGGAAAAGCUGUUCAACUAUACUCUUUAAAAAUAAUGAGAAUCACAGCAGCAUUUAUUCAGAUUUAAAAACUUUUUGAAUAAUAUAUUAAAUUCUUAUGAUUUUGGGAGGGCUGAUUUCCUUCCUUACCUCAUCAGUAGUUUUCUGUUUAUUUACUGCUAUUUAAAAAUAACUUCAUCCUAUAUAAAUACAUGCACGUAUGUGUGUAUCCACACAUACAUAUCUUUUGUAUUACUCAAUUUUUAAGAAAAAUUUGUGUCAGCUUUACCUAUUUUUUUCCUUUAACAAUAGCAUAUUCAUUUUGAAUAUCACUAGAAAAAAUUUUGAAAAUGAAGCAGUAUUUCUGCUGCUUUUUCUGGUGAUAUGUUAUAUAACUUAAAGAAAUUGUUAUGCCCACUGAAGAAAAUUUGUAUAAUAGGGAAAAACAUAGAAAGUUGGAUAAGAGAAUCACUACAAUUUCUUCAUACCAAAAAAACCCAAUGAUUUUCUCUUUUCUUUAGUGCAUUCUUUAUAUGUUGGAAUCAUAAUAGUGCAUAUAAUUUCCUAAUUAGGGAUAUAUACAUAUUUGCUAAUAUAACAUUGAAAUUGUUUUAGUUUACUUUUUAAAUUAUAGUGGGAUUGAGCUUCAUAUGUUUGCAUUUUAUUUUGUAUUCAUUGUAUUUUUUUCAUUUUUGUGCUUUAAUCUUUUUCUUAUCUAUUUUAUAAGCUUUUAAUAUAAUUAAAUAUUUCAUCUGUAUAUUUCUACAUGUAUCAUAUUAUGUCUGGAACAUUAUAUUCCUAAAAUUAUGAUGAAUGAGCUUUAGUUUAUUGUUUAUUUAGGAGCCUUAAGUAUCCUAUAAAAGUAAAUUGAUAUUAUAGUGAGAGUUGAAUGUAUUUAAAUUUUUUCUAAACUCAAUCAAUAAAUUCACCUGUUUUGUUCAAAUGUAUAAGACCACAGUGUAUAUAACCAUUUCACAUGACAAUAUAAUGAAAUUUUUGCUUGGAUUCUUUAUAAAUUAUAAAUCUUAUCAACUGUUAUAGAAAUAAGUUUACAAAGUACUGGAUAACCAAUGCCAGAUAUAGUAUGAAUGUUUUAAAAUAUUAAACUGGGCAUAGUAUGCUAAAACUAUAAUAA